AAGUACAUAUAUGUAUACUAGAUUCAUUAUAAGAAAAUCUCAUGAAAUGACAGAAUUUGAAAAAGAUAAUCAUUUUGAUGUGAAGCAAGUUUACUAAUUACAGUUAUUAAAAUACAGUGUCACAAUUUUUAUGUUAUACCAAUACAUAAGAUCCAGUGGAAUUAGAUCUUUUGAAUCUGUCAUAUUGUCUGAUUGAGUUGUAUAUAUAAAUAAAUAAAUAAAUAAAUAAGUAUAUUAUGUAUACACGUAUGUAUCAGGGAAAAGCAUCAUUUUUAUGUAGUAGAUAACCAUUUGUAUUAAUUUAAACGUCUGAAUUGUCAUAAUUGUACCACAAAUAUUUUAUUAUAUAAAUUUAUAUCAAAAGAAACUCUAAUAUGAUAAAGUAUAAAAGAUACAGCGUAGGAUUGCCUUAGACAAAAUUAAUAUCUCAAAGAUAAAUAAUGAAUAAUAUUUCUGGACAAUUCCGUAAAACAAUGUGGGAUCCGUUCCUUAUAAUAUCUCAAAUAAUUGCAGUCCAGACUGUGAUGUACUUCUGCCUUGGAUUAUGGAUUUGGAUUGUUGCAUCAUACAUAGGAUCCACAAAGUCAUUAGAUUAUGUUUUCCAUUAUAAACAAAUACACGUUAGAGAUUUUGCUGGACAGUUUAUAAUAAUUAUUUUUAUCUUAAAUGCAUUAAUUGGAGCAAUCGCACUAUGGUGGUUAGUACAGCGGACAAAACAGUGUAUGGAUUUUGCCUGUACAGCACACUUAAUACAUUUAUUAUGCUGUUGGAUAUACAAUGCAAGUUUUCCAUCAACUUUUAGUUGGUGGUGUUUAAACAUUAUAUCUUUAAGCAUAAUGUGCGUUUGUGGUGAAUUCCUUUGCAUGAAAACUGAAUUACAAGCAAUACCAUUAAGCAUGAGCAGUCAGAAAACAGCCUUGUAAAAAUUUGCUACCAAAGUGAAAUUGAUGUUUAGUAAACAAUAUCAUUUUAUACUAAAAAGUUUAAAACAGAUAAAUAAAAGACUAUUUGUUUUUUAUA
Messenger RNA from Bombus terrestris (buff-tailed bumblebee), 1020 nucleotides. It is a transcript of the gene Sys1, whose product is annotated as protein SYS1 homolog. The transcript is spliced from 2 exons. Gene Ontology annotation, cellular component: Golgi membrane; trans-Golgi network. Bases 441 to 923 code for a protein of 160 amino acids. Lineage: Eukaryota; Metazoa; Arthropoda; Insecta; Hymenoptera; Apidae. The record is from RefSeq and is a predicted model, not a curated record. Gene Ontology annotation, biological process: protein localization to Golgi apparatus; Golgi to plasma membrane protein transport; Golgi to endosome transport.